Messenger RNA from Caenorhabditis auriculariae, 29308 nucleotides. The record is from the annotation of a GenBank genome assembly. NCBI's taxonomy places the organism in Eukaryota, Metazoa, Nematoda, Chromadorea, Rhabditida, Rhabditidae.
AUGCAAGCUGGUACUCCGUCCUGCUACGGCAGCAUGGUCGCCAGCACAUCCGAAGACUCGCCUCCAUCAACUCAGUGGGCAUCUUUUUUUUUCAAAUCAAUGUUCAUCUCAAAACUUCUCAUUUUCUCAAACCGCAAAAAAUGGAAAAAAAACGUUGAAGUUUAGUACUGCGCUCGACCCCGAGCGACUUUAUACUAUGCUUGAGCAUGUUUUCUAGCCCGAGUAGUUUUGAUGACAGGCGCAGAAACAGUAAAUUCCUCGAAAAUUCGCGGUAGCCGAAAAUAGGCAAAAAAUCAAUUUCCGUGAUCCCAUGACAAUUUUUCUGAAAUUGAGUACUCUCAUUGAAAAGCUGUACUACUGGAAAGUGAUUUAUGGUCAGUUUUCCCUUUUUUAUCGUUUUCUUUCAAGUCAAGUUUUUUCUUCGAAUUCCGAAGAGCUAUAUCUAAAUAAAUCGCUAAAUCAUCAUUGAUAUCAAAUUUAUAUAAGCGAUUUUUAGCAUGGCGGUGGUAUGAAAAAGUUUUUAACACUUUUUCAAGAGUUGUGUCCUCAACUAAUUGGGAUGAGAAUGCCGUGGAUUUCAACUAGCACCCCGUGGAUUCUGAUCCCAGCUAGUUGGACGUUUUUUUGAAAAAGUCAUGUGAAAAACUAAAUGCAAAUGUUUUUGUUUGUUUGAAUGCUAAUAAAAAUUCUUGUUUCUCUCAGACCCUUAAACGCCAUUCUCACUCAAAUUUCCCAAAAAAUAUUUGUGCUUACAUCAUUUCCUAUAAAAUGUUCCUUGUAUGCUUUUAUAAUUCGAAACUUCUGCUUUUCGUACGUCAGUACGAGAUAAAUGUCAAGCGUCAGAAGAAGAUUCUGCAAAAAAAAAGCACACAUUUCACAUAUCCUUGAAAACUAAGGAACUGAGAUGUUUCUUCCGCCUUUCAACUUAUCCGACUGGGUUUUGCAAGAGUAAUGUUCGCGAAACAUUAUUCUUCCGCAAAGCACAAGUUUCUGCCGCGGAAGUUUUUUUGUGAGCCGUACUCAACAGGAAGCCGGAUGUAGCCCUGCUCAGAACGGCGUCUUUUUUCCACAAGAAUUUGAGAAGUACGGGAGAAUCGGUUUUCCGAUUCCAAAGGACUUUGAAAAAAAGAUAAAUGCGAGAUCUUCUGUAUCAUUGAAGACUCUUCUCAUCCGGAAGCUCCCGAGCAAAUCUUCGUAGUACUUCUCAAUAAUAUAUAUUUUGCCGUUCUAGCGCACCUUUUCGCCCAUCUUCAAUUUUUACACUUUUAAGCCAUUUUAAGGCUUAUUUUCAUUGAUUUUGUGUCUUAACUCUUCAAAAAUUUUAAACAAUUUUCAAAAAUGGUAAAAAUGGUAGAGUUAUUUUACAGUUAGCAUACAUUUAAGGCGAAAAUGUGGAAGAAAAUAAAAGGAAAGAAGGAGAGCAUCCCGUGCCCUGCAACAAAAAGAAGGCUUGAGCAUGACUCUCGCCUUUCUCUGCGUCUCUGUUCGCGCGUCACUGACACAAAGUCAAUGAAAAUAAGCCUUAAAAUGGCUUAAAAGUGUAUAAACUUGAGGAUGGGCGAAAAGGUGCGCUAAAACGGAAAAAUAUAUGUUAUUCUUCUCGAAAGAGCAAGCUCUAUUGGAAAUUUCCGAGAACAAUAGGAAAAACGGAGAAUAAUUGAGAGUUGAAGGGCGGCCACUUCAUUCACUUCCAACUGCCACCAUUUAUCAACACAAUUUCCAUCAUCAUGAAUACUUUCGAAGCUCCGUUUUAAGAGGGCUCACGUAGGAAGUUUUUUUUUGGCUGAAGAUGGAAGCUAUCAAAAAAAAAUCAUGAGGGCUUCUAAACUAACCAUGCGUGAAAUUGGCAUCCUUAGUUGGUAACGGAAUUCCAAAACCGUGAAAAAAGGCCGCUGAGCAAACAAUGUUCAUUCACACAAUUUCUUUAUAGGACGUUGCAAUCCUCUUCAAGCAGACAAUUCAUUGAAGCGCCCGCCUUUUUCUAUGACAUGGACACCGAUUUGAAAGAUUUGAAGGUCAGAAUUAUACAUUUUGAGAUUUCAAGUCUUCUUUUCGCAGACGGCUUUGAAAGGAGCCGACCUUCUCAACGAUUCCGGAUAUCAAUCUGUGCUGGAACGAUCGCGACACCCUUUCGCGACGAGUUUGGUGUUGAACGACGAUAAUUCCUUCGAUUCUGAUGACGACAGUGCUGAUGAACAUUGGGGUGAGAUAUUCGAAAACAAACAUUCAAAAACUAUCAAUUUACAAUGAUAGUUUACUCACUUUUUUCAAAGAAAAAUUUUGAGCUUUAAGCUUCUUUUUUUGAAUGGAACUCGCUAUGAUCGAAUACUAUCCAUACAAAAAUCAGUUUUGCCUUGAAAGUCUCAUUUGAGAUUGAAAAAAAACAUAACAAACAUUGUAACCACGUUCUUCAUUUUCAAAAUAAUAAUCCAUUCUGCUUUAUUUUACCCAAACGAGCAAAAUUAUUCGAUCAAGAAAAAAAAACUUUUUGGCAAUGUUUUGGAGCCUUCUGUCAAACGCAAUAAUAAAAAUGGUUCUUUAUUGUUUUUUUUUUUGUUUUGAGAAUUGGUCUUUUAUUUUGUGAAACCGUAUUUUUUGGUUCAAAAAAUGGUCCCACCCUCAAAUAAAGAAUGAGAAUAGUUAAAGUACGUUAUUUUUUAAUUUUUUUUUUCAUCCCAAUAGAAUUUUGGAUUUAAUCGCACUAAAUGAAAGAGUUUUUUCUUCUUUUCCUUUUUCGAGAGUUUUUUUUGGCGCUAAUUCGAAAAGAUUUUGAGGCCAGUCCGAGAAGAACAGAUUCAAAGCAUCAGAACUCGAUCAAAAAAAGCGGAACAUUUUUGUACUUGAAGAGACUUUCGAACCUAUAUCAAACAUUCCGUCAUACGCCAAAAAAGUAUAUGAUUAGUUUGGUUGGUUCAACCUCAAGUUCGCUAUGAAAUCAAUUUUUGAUUUCAAUCACAAGUUUUCACCAGAUUCAUCUUGUUUGAUGCAUCUCAUCGAUCAAAGCAAUGUUUCGGAAAAAAAUUUGUGGAACAAUAUUGAAGGAAAAGCAUGUCGAGUCAUAAAUAUCCACCGACCAGCCACUGCGUGGACUAUAAAGAGAACGCUACGAGUGGACUCCAGUUAUUUUCCGACUGACUUGCCUGGGCGGCCAUCUCCAUUCAAUCAAACGAUUCGAUGCGUUGCGCUUUUAUACAAAAACGUUACUUUUUUGAUUGCGUAAUAAUUGCCGAGCCGCUUCUUUCCGUUUUCCGAAGCCGGUGUUUCUUCUUUUCUUCCUUGCUUCCUGUAUAUGUCAUCGCAUCUUGCUUCUUGGCGUAAUUGGCGCAAAAAAGGUUUCUUUUUUUCGAAAACUUGUCAAAAAAUGUUGCUGGAGUGAGUACAUUUAUGAGAAGAAAGUUUUUCGGUUUGAAAUUAUAAAGAAACCCAACAAAUUGAUAAUUUACUUUAAGGAUUCGCUUUAGGAAAUCAGAAACUUGACUGUUUCGCUGAAAAUUCUUUUUCGUAUCUUCUUAUCGAGCGCUCCAAAUCUUCUUAUCGAGCGCUCUGUGAAUUUCAAUCUCUCCAGAAAAUACACGAAAAUAUGUGAUAAGCUCAUUCGAAAACUUCUCAAUGUACCGAAGAAUUGGGAAGGUUAUUUAUUCGGUAGCCUGAAAAAACUAAUUUUCGAAUUUUCCUGAGAAAAAAAAUGCGGUUCCGUGCUUCAGAAUCUUUAUUCAGUUUAUCAAAGUUUAAACUCGAGAAUUUUUCCACAUUUCAGAUAAAUAACCUUUUUUGUGGAAAGCUUUGUCGUUUUCUUUGCAUGCUAAAAGAUGCUUGCCCCUCCUUGAACUAACUUGCGACUAUAAUGGACCUUUUUUACAACUUUAAUCUCAACUUUUCCGUUUUUUGUGACAAAAAAUACCUAGUUGGUUUCACCUUCAAAUAUGCACUUUCCCACGAAAAGUUGACUAGUUAGUGAAUACGUGAGUGAUUACCUUGCGGCAAGUCUCAAUCGAAAAAAAAAAGAAUGUUUGUCUUCAGAUGGCUACCUGACUGUGGGUUCUGAUCGCGUCAAGAUCAAAGACAUGUCCGACAUUCUGGCCACCCGCUACGCCUUCCUUUCUGGUCAGUCUAUCCAUCAAGUCAUUGAUAAGUUUUUUGAGGAAAAAGACUAUGAUGUCUAUCAAACGCAAAAAAAAAAUCUUUCAAUUCGUCGGACAGCGUGAUUUUCAUGGAGUCGUUUCUUUGGCUUUCUGAAGAAUGUGAUGAGAACAGUGUGUUAUCAAAUUAUGAUUGGACAUCAAAUCGAAGAUUUAAGUAUAUUCGAAUGACCAAUGACUUUCAGAUAGCAUGAAACAGUACAACUAUCUAGCUUCCGAAGAGAUAUGGAAAUAAAUAUUUCUGUGUACUUCAAAAUUUCAAAUUUCCGAGACAAUCUUCUGAAAAUUAUUUUCGUUUUCAACAAGUCGAUUUUUUUAUUCAUAAGUACAUUAAUAGCAGCUAAUCAAUUGAGAGCGGUAGCAAAUAAGGCGGAAACGCCCUCUCGAAAGUUUACGAGUAAUUAUGUAUCUUUUCGCACUUGCCGACCGCAUAAGUGCAGCGUCUACCAUGACUGGUUUCCCAUAACACGUUAGAAUCAAUCUCAGCCCUUGAAAAUCGUCUCCGGCUGGAAAUACGAGAGUCUCGUGGUCGUCGCGCGAUUACUCAAGCGCUUUUACCGCUACGAGAACUAUGCAAUGCCCACAGCUUCAAGUUCUCAUUCAACCCCUUACGUCACUGUAAAUGCUUGAAAGUAGCGUAUUUGAAGACUUUUACGCCAGUCUAUGAAGGCAUUUGUUUUCUUUGUAUAGAAUAGAAGAGUCUUCUAGAGAAUGUUUUUUCGAUUAUGAUCGCCUUAACAGGCGUUCUCUGCUUAAUCAUAUUCUGAACAUUAUAUUCAAAUCAUCAAUAGUGCUACUAUGCGAACGUUGAGAAAAAGUUUUUAACGACUUCUCUCUCGAAUAAAAACCCAAAAAGUUUGUAAAACCAUGAAUGUAUAAAAUUAAUUAACCUUUAGGAAAGCGGAAAAAAAUUAAUUUUAACUUAGCUCAAUUCUCAGAAGUUCACAAGGAGUCUGCAAUAUUUAUCAAAUUAAAGUGGUUUUAUCUGUUUUAUCUUUUUUUGACCUUUAAAUGUUAGAUAAUAAUUUUUUUCGAAUGAUCAAAAGUUCCUUAAAGCUUUCUUUGAAUUUCAAAAUUUUCAAAUCUUCCAAUUUUAUUUAUUGACUUUUUUGGAUGUAACUGAAGAAGAUUUGCAGUUUUUCGACAAUUUUUAUACAGCUAGAAAAGAAAAAAAUCUUUUUUGUAGAUAACCAAAAAAAUCAAUCAAAAAAAAACCCUCAGGCGCUCGUACAAACGAAGGACUGACGAUCGUGACGUUUCCCGACUCGCGGUCGACGCUCUCCUUUGAGGACUAUUCCUUGCUUGUUACCUACCUUCUUCAGGUUCCUCCGUAAGUUUCCUUUUGUGUUUUUUUGUGUUGUUCCAAUUAUUUCCCAACGUUCUGAGUUCUCGACGCUAAAUCGCGCGCCAAUUUAUAUGUUGCGAAGUUCUCACGCUCUCGUACAAGUUUUUGUAAAACGAAUUUGGCAAGAUUUUUUUAAUAAUCCAUAGUGUAGCUAUUCACUCAAAUUCUUGGUUCGGGACAAGUUUUGAAAAUUCGGUCGCCAUUCUUGGCCAGAUCUGAAAGGCAGAAGAAAAACGAUUAGAUGAAGAUUUUCGAUGAUGGCUAACUGCUCAAACCUUCGAAAAGUGUUUCGAGUCAAUAAUGCAAGCGUUUUGAAAAUAUUUCAAACCUAAUAUCUUGCUAUUUAUAUUUGUUCUCACUCCUCAAACACUAAUUUAACUUCUUAUAUUUUUACAGGCUCGAAGAGAGUCACAAAGGCUUCGUCAUAAUUAUUGACAGACGGAGUGAUAAAUGGUCGGCUGUUAGGACUAUUUUGCUGCAAAUCACGGUUCGUUUUUUAUUCAACACUAUCAACAAUUUUUCUCGAAAUUAUAGAUUUUCGAGCGUUUUUUUUUCUCUCUCAUUAGCAUAAAAGUUGCAACCGGUUCUAGUUGAUUUGAGAUAUCAUAUCUCAUCAGCGAUUAUCUUGAGUGGCUCUCGUCCACUUCCCAACGUCUUUUUGACACAUUCGUGUUUGCCGCGCGGCUCGUGUUUUUUUUUCUUCCGAAACGGAGAUUCUUUUUUUCCGGUCUGGAAACGCCUAGUGGAUAUCGCCCGCUCAAACUCAUUUUUCCUUAUUAUUACCGUUUAAUUUUUUUCCGCUUUUUUCUGUGUAUUUUUCCAAACUUGAAAAAAUAGAUCAACUGUUAGAUGACUGAACCAGGUAAAAAAUGUGAAAAAAUUUUUUCUACAUUAUCAUUUUUCAGGAAAAAUUAACAGACUUACUUUUCAACCGAUUUUUUUUAUAUGUGAAAGAUUAAGCGAUGUAAAUUUUCUUUCCUGAGAGCUAAAGUUUCAGUUCGAUGGCUCUAUAAAAAAGAACCACGCAGAUUCAAGCUUGCACGAUUUUUAAAUGAGAAGCCAGCGAGAUUUCCGAUAAAGCUCAGAAAGUUGAGAAACAAAUAUUUCUUCAUUUUUUUUAGUUAGAAAGUCGAUCAGAUUAUUUAACAAAUGUGCAAAUAUCCAUCACUGAGUACCGUGUGAAAAAUCGGCUUUUCUUCGAGCUUUUCGACUUCAGUGUAAAAUUUUUGCCCAUCUGAUCUGAAUCUCUGCUUUUGACAUCCGUCAACAUUUUUGUUCAAAAGUUUUGUAAUCUUCUUCAUAGAAAGCCGAAGAAUGGCCUGGACGCGUAUAGUGGUUUUUUUUGGUAGCGGCUCAUCUAACAGAAUUAGCUGUCGUACUGGCGGAAGCCUUGAAGCAGCCAAUCCAAUUUGCGGCGAAAUGCCGCGGGAAUCGGUUUCAGCCUUUUCCCGACUUUUUUCUUCUUUGAGUGCUCAUUAGAACUGCCUAAUUAUUCAUUUAGUGGUUCUCUCCCAAUUUUUUCUGAAAAUCUCAAUUAGAAAACGGAUUUGCCUGUUUAUCUGUAGAGAUGUUUGAUGACGUGCUCAAAAGUCUUUAUUUAAGCUGCAUAAAGAUGCUGAAAUUCACAGCCUACCUAGUUUUUGAUGUUAUUUUCCAUAUUUCUUUUUAUUCCUGAAAAAUUUGAAAUUGUGCGAAUUCAAAACUUUAAGAAUUUUCUGUGCUUUUUUUUCUAACAAAAAGUGUAUUUUUUUUUCAAAAGUUAUUUUUCACGGUAUUUCGCACUCAAAAAGUUUUCUCAGUUUCGAGUUUUGUUUCCAUAGGAUCUUCCAGAAACAAAUUUGUUGAGAACAUCGAAAAUGUUACAGUCCUUCUUUCCUGGACAAGUUCGAGUUGUAUUCUUGCUCAAACCAGAAGGCGUUCUUCAGCGUGCACUUGAAGUAGGGUAUCGUGGCAUCGCCGAAACUUGCUCUUUCAAGGUAAGUUCGUCCGAUUCUUUUCUUUUCGAGUCGUUGAACUCAGGUCGUCCAACUGGAUUCCUCCAUCGAAUUGAGGAAAUAUCUCCGAGCCGAGCAAUUGACCAUGGACGUCGGAGGGUUGAUCAAGUAUAACCAUCUCGAGUGGGUCCAACAUAGAAUGGUGAGAGUUUUUUUCAUUUUCAGAAGUCCUCGUUGAAAAGUGGUAUUUACAUAUAAGUUUAUACCCGAUUCUUUGUCAGCUUGAGAAUGAGGCAUAUCCACUCAGAGUUUUAUAGUUUAUCGAAUAUAAGUCAAAAAAGCUUUUAGUGGCAAAUUAUUCUGUACCGCGUUUAUUAUUUUAACUAUCAUAACUAACUUAUAGACUGGAAAGAUUUGUAGGUUGAGAAUCUUAGGAUCUCAAUGUAGUAUAAAAAACCGCUUCUUCAUAAAAUUUUUUAGAGGCUUUGAAUCUUUGGAUUGUUUCGUGUAUUUCAUCGAUGCAGCAAACUUUGCUUCAUUUUUUUUUUUGAGGGCUUCUUUGCAAAAUUUUUUCAUCGAAGUGAUCCAAAAUUUUUUGCGUGUAAACGAAGUUCAGCUUUUUCACACCUCUCGAUUCAUCUCGACUUCGGAAAUUUCCUAGCCAAAGCGAGAAGCAAAAGAAAAAAGUGCGACUUUUGACGCAGUUCUGACCCAAAUAAUGUUUCCCGAGAAACCGAAAUAUGUGCAAAAAGGGCGUCUCGAAGAAAAAUUUAGCGCUGGUAGGGCGGGCGGAAGCCUUGAAAGGCAAGGUGUGAAUGAACGAGAGGAGGCAGGCUGCUGGCCAGCUGGACAUGCGCAAAGGGUGUGGCGUCAGGUAUAUGCAUAUACCUGAGACCAGUCAGGCACAAGCACUUCGGCACCGAGUCUAUUCAAUUUGGACGCUUUUCCUCUUCUUGAUUUAUUCACUUCCUGCGGUCUGAUGUUGUCACUGAUACAAAAUUUUCUGGGCGGUAGUUCUGUGAGCUCCGGGAAAGCUUACCUGACAUUGUUGAACGAUGAGGAUGAAGUCGAAGCGGUUUGUUAUAGUUCAUCCGAGGCUGACUUGAGACAAUAGUUAACAAGUCUUCAUAUGAUUAGUAAAACUGUGUCCUGUAGAGCAUUUUUGUUUCAAAUUGAUGAUGCUUGCCUUAAUUUUCACGAAAAUUUGAUGUUUGAUUGGAAAUUUUGAGCAUUUUGCAAAAAACUAUUCCCUCAGGAAAGACACGAAAAAACGUUUUUUCGAUCACAACUUCUUUAAAUGGAGUUUUAUGUUUGAAUCCUGCCGGAGUUGUGAUUUCUGUUAUCUGUAACACUCUGAUUGAAUUUGAGUUGACAGAAAAAAAAAACUUUAACGAGUUUAAAAAAGAUUGAGCUCCCCACGAGAAAGUUUUGAGAAAAUUUGUUUUCAUAUUUUUUCUGAUUGACAGUACUGCUGUAUGUGCAAAAUGGAAAACCGGACGUCUCGGCUGUAGUUUUCAAGCCAGCGGUGGAUAAAUCCAAAUGAAACUUGAUCUUAUCACCCGAAAGAUAUGUGAAAAUUCAAAACAUACGCUUUACAAAUGUGUGGAUAACUCUACUCCUCUCUUCAGGACAUCGAGAGGAUGAAAUCGUCAGCCACGGCGAUUGCAGCAUCCCUCAGCGACUUCGGCAGAACUUUACGAGAAACGGAGCUUCCAAACGAUGUUGAGACUACCGCCAGAAUCUUGGAAGCACAAACGGCUGAGAAAGACGCCAUAAAGGUGGCUUUUUCUGAUCUUCUUCCCAAAAAACUUUUUUUUACAGGAGGAUUUCCGGAUCUCAGUCCGCAAGGGCAUGUCGCUUCUCAGGUCAGUACGGCAAAUGGACAUGAAGCCAACGCCGGAGCAAUUAUCGCCCACUCGACUGCACAACGUGACGGCCAUUGAGCGAAUGCUCGUCCAGCUCGGUUUGUUCGGCCAAAUGAGCACAAUUGCUUAGAAACGGUUGCUGUUCGGGUGAUUCAUUGACGGGUAGUCAUAAUUGGUUUGAAAAACUGCUUUGACGCUGGCUACUAAACUUAACCUCUCCUUUCGGGUAUUUACUGGUUUCAAAGACGUCUUUAAUCUUCAAAGUUUGAAAAUCUAUCAGGAAGCAUUCACAAUAUAUAAUAAAGUUUACGAACAAAGCAGGUAAAACUUCUUCAAUUCAAAAGCGUCAGUCUUCAAUAUUUCUGGUUUUUGAGAAACUAAGCUUCAAAUUAUUGGCCGACAAUAAAAAAAAUGAGCAAACCAAGAUGGAUUGUUUCUGUUCUCAAUAAAAUAAAAAGAACAACGUUGGGACUUUUUAUCACAUUUGUCUCUCUGAUAAAAAAACUUCUGAAAAUCAAAUAACAAGAAACUUGAAUUCUCUGAAAUCCCUAACAAAAAAAUUUCUAAGUUUCUCAACUGCGUCUGUUAUCCUAAUUUUCCAUAGCUUCCCAGUUUAUUCGAGCAUGAAAAAUUAUCAGAUAUUCAAGCCUUUCUUUUUUUAAAGUUUAAAAAUAUCUCAAUACUAAACUUCCUUAGCAGCGAGAUUUAUCGCAGAAACGACAUUUUUUCCGAGAGUCGAAAAGAGUUUAUUUUCCUAUUUCUUUUUUCAUAGCUCCUAAUGCGUAGUGACGGGUUGCUCAUGCGUACAUACAUUCAUACACACGCUGGUUCCGCUAGACUUUUUGUGUCUGUCGGGUGGUCAUUGUGCAAACUGUGAAUGGAACGGAAGCGAGCAGCAAAAAUUGAAAAGAAGUUUUUUUGAAUGGAAAAAAAGUUUGGUGAAGUUGGAGUAUGUCCCGAGUUUUUGUCAGUUGCAGAGAUUUGAAGUUUGAUUAAGAAAAAUGUUGAAGAGAAACAUAUCCAAAUACUUUUGAGUUGCGUGUGAAAGGUAGGGUUCCAUGAGAACCUCAGAUAAAAAAAUGAAUUGAGAUUCUGUUUAGUAAUGUGAGAAGCUUUGAAAAAUGAUAGGCACUCACGAGGAUUGAUUGAAAAAAACUUCAAAUGUUUUUUUAAAAACACAAAUUAGAUCAAAAUUCUAGAAUUUUUUUCCCGAAAAAGUAUGAAACUCUGGCCAAAAAAACUAUAUUUAAAGGAUGUCUGGCGUUUUUUUAUUUCAAAUUCUCAUCAUUUUUUUCCUAUAUUUUAUCAUUGUUGAAAUGAAAAAAAGAAAUAGUCCUUACGUAAGAGAAUCCGAGCGCAAUUUUUCCGCGACGAACUUCGAAAAUUGAAAAAAAAAAAUCAAUUUUUCUUGAAUAAUCAUUACGAAACGCCAUGAUUUGAAUGAAUAACAACAAGGUUUUUCAAAAGCUUUUGUUUUCAGAAGAGACUGAGAAAUCGUUUGAUUUGUUCUGGGCGAAGCACGAGAAACGGCUGAGCAAUUGUCUACAACUGCGGCAGUUUGAAGAAUCUUUCAGAAAGGUCACUUUUUUUUUUUGACUUUUUUUCUUCCGGCGUCCUUGCGACCUAUAUUUCCGUUCAUAUCUUUUUUUUGGAAACGUUGGAUUUUCUCACCUUCUCAAUCAUUGAUAACGAUAAGAGGAAAUUAUAUGAAGCUGAAUAUUAGAAAAACGUGCGGCAGUUUGUUUGAGACGACAAGUGAUGGAGAGGAAAAGCUUGAUUUCUCUCACAGAAAUCUGUGUCGUCGCAAUAUAUUCUCAUCUGUCAGUUCGCCAGAUUUCGAACAAGUGUUCUUUUUUUCCCUACACAUCUAUCUAUCGUUCACGCUGCUGAAGAGCGAGAUUACGCCCAUGGAGCUUCGUGAAACUUGGGUCUCUCUUCUCUUGGACGUGACUGAGCUAGUUUUCUUCAGUGUUUGUUGCCGUAUUUUUCCAAUCGAAAGAAUGAAUAAGAAAUAAAUCAGACUAAAAUAUAUUUAUCCGUAGAAAAAAAAGAAAAAAUAUUAUAUUCCACUGAAAUUUUUUGAUUGACAUUGUAACUUUCAAAAAAAUAACGUCAGGCUUUUUUUCCUUGUUUUGAACUUAUGUGAUAACUUUUAAUUGCUCAAUUUUUCUUUAUUGCAUAGAUAGAAAAAUAUGGCGCACCUUAUUUUUUUUGCCUUUUUUUAUAGAUAAGUUUGGUAUCCUCUAUUCGCAAAAACUUGAAUAAUUUUUUCCACCAAUUUUUAAACAAGUUUUCCUCUUCCUAUGAACUCGGUGCUGAAGGAGAAAAGACCGUUUUGAUAUUUUAGAAAUCAAGUAUCGUUUCGGUCACCAAGUAAUGUAUUCCCUUUUCUCAUAACCACAACACGAAAAACAAUCGAACUGUAAUUGCUCGUGUCCGUCAAAAACUGUUGUUUUUUGGAACUUUUCUCACUUGAUAGCUAUGUCCAAAUGACUUCGAACCUACCAUUUCUCAAGCAAAACAUGGGGCCACUCGCAAGUCGUUUAUUGUCGGGCGCAUGGACAAGUGCGUCGAGCUUAUUUCUAACUCCAACUCUUCAAAUCGUUCUCCAACCUGUUGAAAACAAGAAGAAAAUUUUUAAAGAGUACGAAUAACCGAAAAAUUUUUAAACGUCAUCGUUUGACCGGGGAAGCAUUGCUAGCCUCAACAUCUGACGAUCGGAGCGUUGAUUGCGUGACAGAUCUUCUUGAAAUCUGCCAACUUUUCCCGGUUUUCUAGUCUAUCCUGUUACCACAACAAAUUAGCUUCAGAUAUUUCACUUUAAACUGCAAAACCUUCAGGAAAAUCUUGAAACUGCGAGGCUUUUCUCCAGAAAAAUCUUGAUAACUAUUGAACUUUUUCGGAAUGGCUCGGUUAUUAUAUGAAGAAUCAUUUUUUUGACGCAGACAAGCUUUUUCGUUGGAAUCUUAUGUUUCCUUUCUCAAUUCGUUUUUUUCUUCAAGAAAUUCAAUUUUCCUGCUCAACGGAGCGCGAAUACCUUGCAGAUGUAAAAGGCAUUGUUCGGCGCUGUACACCUCAUAAUUAAUUGGAAAAUUUCUAAGGCUGUGAUAAUCAAUGCUUCUUUUUCUGCAAGGCGUGUUUGUGACACAAAUGUCAGUUCUCGAAUAUUUCAAGCAUUUCAAGCUUUUGAGACACGGAAAAAAACGCAUGUUUCCUUGAGGCAGCUGUUCGUUUUUUGCUUUUCUUCGUUACUUUUUUUUGAGGGUGUUUUGCGGUUGCCAAUUAUAUUGUUGUCUUCUUUUUUCGGAGAUCUUUCGUUUGUCCGCUUUUUCACUAAUUUGGGCGGCUUCUCUGUCUCACGUCUCAACUGCUGUUCAGAAGCUUGCAUUCUAUUAUCCAGAUUUUUUUGUUUUUCUGAAGAGGCUUUUCAAGCGCCAAAUUUUGCCUUCAUACAGGCUCAUAUAAAUUUAUGAAUGGUCACAUUUCGGAUCUCGAUUCUCAGAGCUGAAUUAUAAUCUUGAAACGAGAGUAAAAAGUUUUUUUUGAAAGAAGCGAUGAUCAUGAAAUUUAACAGCUUUAACAAAAAAAUCAGGUUAGAAUUUCUUUGUUGGAACAGUAGAAAAAAAAACAAUAUUUUUCACUCAAUCAGCGUUUUUUUCCUAAUCAAAAAAAUAUUUAUUUAUUAUUCGAAUGACACCAUUUUCAAAUGAUAACGUUGUUGAUAAGCUGGUAAAGGCUACAAGAAGUUGGAAACGGGAAAAGGUUCAGUGCGAAUAAGUGGCCGGUCGGUUUUCGAGGGCCACUCAGAACGGCCUAAUGAUACAUUUGUCCACACAAUCUUUGCGCUGAAACCACUUCUUUUUUGUGUUCAGCUCAUCAACGCGGAACCCACGUGACAGAACUUGUUUCAUUUCUGUCAUUCAUAUUUUUCAAGCCCGAAUUUUUUAAAUUUUCGAAUUCUCAUCAGGAAAGUGAUUUAUUUUGCGGUUGUAUUUUUGCUCUGCCAAGAACAUUUAUCAAAAAACUUUCAAACUAGAAUGACUUUCUUUAUUGAAAAUAAAAAAAGUUAGUUCGAAGUGUUCAGACUUGAAAAAGUCGGGAGUUUUUCAAUUUCGAAUUAAUUUCAGCUUUCUAACUUUUUUUAUAUUUUUUUCUUGUACAUUAUUUUGGUUUUUAUACUUGACAAUGUUUGGAAAAACAUUUCUCUUUUUUCUCGAAAACUCUGCAUAUUUUUGAAAGCGAAUCUUUCUUUCUCUCAAAAGUUCAAUGGCGCAAAGUACUAAGGCUGUUGAGAAUGAAACUUGAACCGAUUCUGGCGCCGCAGUUUAUUUUUCCUGAUUAUUACACCUCUGUCGGCAAUACUCACACCUCAGCCUUUUGUCGCCCAAGUAAUCAACUACCGUAGGGGUUUCCUGAAAAAAAAAAAAGCAAACAGCGUUCAGAGACUCAUUAUCCUGGACCAAAUUUAUUGUCCUUGGCAAAGAGUAACUUACUUGAUUUUUUUCUUUGAACUGUCACAUCUUUUAGUCUCUAGAUUUCCUAUUUUUGAGUAAAAGCCUUUCUAGAAAACUUCUUUCGGAAAUCUCCCAAGUUGUUUUCCCUCCUUCCUAAGCUACAGAAAGUAUUCAAGAACGCCUUGUCAUUUUUGAUUAACCUCAUGAAAAAUGGCUUAUUUCGCUCCACGUUUUGCGCAUUUGUCUUCCGAGGUCGUUCAACUGAAGGCCGUCGUCCUCGAAAACCGUUUUUUUUUCCUCGAAAGGUCACUUAUGGUAUUUACGAGUGCAGAUGAUUCCCAAUUGAUCAAAACGCUAAUAGAAAAAGCCCCAUUGUGCUGUAAUCGCGAUCUUCCGAUUGCCGCAAUACGUGGAACUUGCGCCUUCACGGCAGUUCUGCUAUAUUCUUAGAGGAAUAUAUUUUAUUGGGACACAGUGUCUUUAUUUCUGAAAGAGUACGUUUCUGACAAUCAGAUUGGAUUCUCUCGAUACUCUCGUAGCUUUGAGACAGCUCUUAACAGUUUCAUUGCUACGUGUCAAACUUUGCAAAGACUCGAAGUAUACACGAUACUUUUUUUUUCUUUGCUAAGGACUCUCAAUGGAAUAAAAAUCAAUUCUUUUUUUUUUUUACAAUUACCUUCCUCAACUUUCUUACCUAUUUUCUUCUAAGCGCUCAAGUGUAACUCCUCGGUCUCAAAAGCAACUGGCCAAAACAGAUUUGUCAGUGGAAUGUGAGAAAAUGACAUACUGAUAGGCUAUAGAUCUUUUCUUCUCUUUUUUUUUGCGUUAGGCUUCCCAGAAAGAUUCCAACAUUGCACGUUUCAGCUUCAAUCGGCGUUCGCUAGGCACAUGCUCUACCUGGAAGAACAUCGUGAGGUAGGCGACGGACGGGAAAAAGCAUUGCAGCUUGCUGAUCAGCAUCGUCUGUACGCCGAACAAGCCAUGGUAAGUCUUUUUAAUAACUGUUGCUUCUAAGAAAUCGAUGUUUCAAACAAAUUCUGAUACAAAAAAAGUAAGCUGAAAGAUAAUGAAAACUCAGAAGAUUGAAGGAUUGGAACAGAUGAUGCGGAUGAAAGUACUAAUACAAAAAAUAAAAACCGGAAAUUCAGAUGGAUUUUUGAGUAAUUAGAAAGCUGAAAGAACAAAGAACUUUUUCUCGAAAAAAAGAGAUUUAUCAAGUUUGUUUGCGGUCAUACAUAAAAAAGUAAAUCACAUAAACAGAGAAAUAGAAAAACUCAAGAGCUUGCGAGUAAUGACGACAGCAGCUCUGUUUCCUUAGCGUUCUGAACUGAAGUGCCGUUUUUACGAUUUUUGUGUGCAAAAGUAAGCAAAGCUUGAGAAAAUCUCAUUUUUACACUAAAAAAAAAUUGCUUCAUAGUACCGCUCUGAAUGCCGUAGUCUCAAGGCGUUUCGCAGAAUUGCGCCCGACUCGAAACGAAUUUCGCAUUGCAACAUACGAAAACUUUCUAACAUGAAUUCGAUACAGCUCGUUCGCAAAGUUUUUUUGCGUUUAACUGAACCAAUUUUAAUGAAGAAAUUUUAAAGCACGCCUUGUUACAGUUUGAAGGAAAUUAAUAAUGUUUCACAGGACUCCGUCAAAUCAGCCCGAGCCCUUCGCGUCACCGGAGAAGAGCUCAUUUCUGGCAAUGACAUCGAGGUUAUUUUUCAAUCCUUGUUUCAUGUAUUCAAGCCAAAAAGCUCAAGAUUUGUCCGACGGUUAUGAUAAUAUACCAGUUUAUCUUUACUUAAAAAAAUUAGUAUCUUAUUUCUUAAAAAAACAAGUUCAGAACGAGUUUUUCUUUGAAGUUCCAUCUGACCUGUGACAGAAAGUUUCAGACAAGGUUUCUCUUUUAAAAAGUUUGAGACCUUAAUUUUUUGGUUUUUUUUUCAGCUUUGUAAAGAAAUAUUGAGCCUCUUCGAAUAAGAAAUAGGUUCAUAUCAAAGAUUGAGAUCAAAAGAUCCAAACUCAUCCUCGCUGAUCAAAAACCGUCAGAGAUAACUUUUCUAUACUCUGAUCAAACAAAAAAAAACUGACUUUAGCUUUCUGGAAGUUUGCUGCCCAAGUGUGAAGAGUUGGAACGGAUGGCCGACGCUCUGACGGGGGCACUUGAAAGGAGGACCGCGGUAUUGAGGAUGAGCAGCGUGAUGCACGAGCAGAUCGCCCAGGUAACUAUCCGGCUUCCCUUUUUUCGUCCUCUGUUCUUGCAUCUUUCUGUAAUUCGUGUUGUUCGUCUCAAGGUUAGUUGCUCUGACCAAUUCGGAAGAAAACGAACCGCGGAAAAUGGUUCCUUUUUCGGCGUAACUUGAAGCAUUCUGACUUUUCUGCGCAAUCUUACAGACGGUUUUUUUCUUCACGUGUUUAUUUAUUACCAUUAAGGUCGGAUGCAAGCCAAACUGCCUCAAAUCGUGGCGAAUUCAGUUUAUUGCAGUGUAUUUCUUGUAGAGCUUUCCGCUUCAUCAUUCCCAAAGCUUCAAAAAAAAAACGCAAGGAGAAUCUUGAUAGCUCAAAUUGUGGCGUUUCUGAAGCUGCUACCGUGCCCCACGACAAGUCAACUUGCAAUAGACGAUGUUUGAAAUUUUUUGAUCCUCAAUAUUGCAAUGACAAAAUUUGAAACUCAAAAAAUAGCCACAGCAUGAUUGCAACGCAUUGCACUAUAAGGGAGACUGGUAAUUGAAAAUUUCAUCUUUUUUAAUGUUGUGAAAAGGGCCGUGGCCGUUUCCCAAAUGAUGCGAUUAAGUUUAAUGAACGGAAUUGGAGGAAAAAUGAAGUAAGGCACAGAAUGCUAUCGGAAAUUCAGGCCGUCGUGAUUCAUAUUCUGUUCAUGGGAACAAAGUUUUUCUGCUUGAGACGUGACCUCCACCUUUUUUUUUUUAGAUUUUUCCAAUAUCGUUUGGCCCAAAAGAAAGUUUGAUCGCGAACCGCAAGUUUCGUGAUAACCAAUAAGAACUGUGUAAAGGCAAACUUCAUCCGUUGUACACACUGCCAGGUGUGAAACAACGUCCCCAUUCAUUUUUUUUUUUCGAAUUUGAAUGACGCUGUAGGACGUACAACUGAAAAGUGAAAACAUGUGAAAUGUCACAACGUGACGAAGUGUAUUUAGUCACUUCUUCCUACUUUUUUUCCAACCUUAUAUGUUUUAAAAAAAAUUUUUUUGUUGCUAACUGAUCAAUUCCAAAGUUCUACAAUUUCCAACACAGUUUGACGAAUAAAAGAACUUUUCAAAAUUUUUCGAGGCGCCAAGAUUCUUCGCGACUGGAAAAGACACUGAAAAUGAUUCUCUAUUUUGAGAAAUUCAAAAAUUUUGUUUGAGCUUUUACAAAACCGAGACUUUCAUUUUCUUUUUGGAAUGUCUCAAAAGUAUGAAAACUGCAUGCAAAAGAUUUUUUCCGUUUCUUCACAGGAACCGAUUUACUAUCAAAGAAUAUUCAACAAUAACUUAAUGAUUUUCGGAUCUGAAAAAAAGAAGCCAGGGGUGAAAACUCAUGAUUUCUUUGACACUGAUUCAGAUUCGAGGAUCAGCGUAUUCCCAUUCGUGGUAUCCUAACCUAAGAUUUAACGAGCAGAUCUGGCUUUAAUUCUUCUCGCUUCCACACCAAAAAGCCAUAAACGCCACAGAUGGGGGCCGGCGGCAGAUUUUCCAAACCGUUUGCGUGUCUCAUCAAAGACCCUUGUGGCGAUCGUUAAAAUCGCGUGAGCGAAAACAGAAUGUCUCAUUUUGGCGGAUUCAUCAAGCGUUAAUACCAGCCAGCUUAUAAUUCGUUAACGAUUCUUGAAAGUUUUGAAUGGUAGGAAAAGGAUUUUUGUUCGAUUUUCACAUCGGCAAUUUGAUCAAAGUUUUUGUUUUUAUUAUUUUGUGGAUGCCGUGAAAGGUUUAAAAACUGUAAUUCUAGCCUCAGUUCAAGCAAUACACUGUUUUCCGAUUCGGCUAGUUCUAAAGGUUUUAUUGACGAAAGAAAUGAAAAAUAGCGCAGGUGUUUUUUUUUUCAUAUCCUUCAUCCGGUGUUUAGGUAUUUCGAAAAGAUUGUGAAAAAUUCUCACGUUGAAAAAAAAAGUGAAGUAACUUCUUUGCAAGUUUUUUUUCUGUGUUUUUCGAAAUUCCCACUUCAAACUGUUAAUGAAAUUUGAGAAAAUGGAAAACCCUUUCACCAGCUUCUUGAUCUUUCUCCCCUUUCAAGCCACCAACAUUCUUCACUUUCUAUCUUUUUCCUUGUGAUGUCUUCCACAAACCUUGAUGCAACCAACAAGCUUCUCAACCCACCAGAAGUAUUUUAGGCAAACUCUUGGUGCAAAAAAGGCGUCGAAAUCUUGACGAGCGUGCCUUUCGACAUGUCCGGAGUGAACGCUGGAAGCGCCGUGGCGAAGAUGGACGAGUUUUUGAGCGAAGGCUCCCACCUACAAGUUUCUUUUCCUCCUUUUGGUUUCAUUUCAUUCUUUUUCGGGUGCCAGGGUGUUCUUGAAUAUUAUACCGAUGUGCUUCGGGAAUGGAAUGAAUUUUUCGACUUUCCACAAACUUACUCAAUCAGUUUCAUCAAAAAAAAAUCCGAAAUGAUUAUAUCCUAUGACGAAAGUUUAUUACGAAAGAAUAAAUCAGUUUGUUGGAAUACUCUCAAACCUUUUAACAUUCUGAAAGCUUUCUUUCCCGAGUUUAUAACAUCAGUCAAAUAUUUCAGCUCGAUUCUUUGGGCAACGCUCCAUCACUUAACAGUCUCAUACUUCUCACUACCACAGAAACUUCCACAUUGCUUGCGCAGGUAAUUUUUAUCCUUUUCGAGAUGCAUGGGAACUCUCUGCUCAAACUUGAAAUUCAUGCUGGUCGGAAAACCUUUACUUCGAAAAAAGACCAAGCACAAUAAAUCAAAAAAAGGUGGAUAUAAAAAGAUUCUAAUUUUUGUUUUGUUUCAAACACUGACUAAGAGACCGAAGGUUUUUUGUUAAAUGAUUUGAAACAAAAAAUUUGCUACAUAAUGCGCCCGACUUAAAACGAGAUGCGCGUCGGAUCAAAAAGAAGUCUUUUUUUAAAAUUAUUUUUUUAGCUGAUACUUAGGAACCUACCUACACAGAAAAACACCGCACUUCAAAAUGGUCAGACGAAGUUUUAGCAUGAGAAGUUUUCCACCCAAAAAAAUAUCUAAAAAAAUAUAAAGAAAAUAAUUUUUUUCAUUUUUUUAUUUGGUGAUCCUAAAAAAAGUCAUUCAAUAGUUACUACGAGACGAGGGAAUUCCUUGAUUUUUCAAUGAAGUGAAGUAUAACUUUUAAAGCCUAGCGAAGUCGAUGUAUCAGGGCGCUUUCAAUGGAUCAUUGGUAAAUGUACGAUAUUCGGUUUGAAAUUUUUUUGAAAUCCUUCCAGACUAAUUAUAGAAAAAUGAGUUUUUUUAGUUUGUAAAAUGAAGUUCAAAAAGAAAGUAAAAAUCCGUUUGGCUCUUUUAAAGUUUUUUCUGAGUUUCUACUUCUACAUAACUAAAGUUCCGCCCCAAAAUGAAAGAAAAGCCGAUGGAAAUCAGUCGUUAGUGCAGAAAGUUUUUUGGCUCUUGGUGGACGGCACCUCGUAAUCAUAACUCUUGGCUGGCCACACUUUUUCUGACACCACUUCUUUGUGUAGCACGUACGAGCCCCGGCUGCCAGCUGCAUUUAAUCGAGUCUUCCGCCGCCGAACUGCGCAAUACUACUGUUCAUCUCAAAUCGCCGGUUUCCAAAACUAUUCGAUGCAUUUCGAUUUUGGUCAAGAAAUAGUAGCAAGAUUCUGAAAAAAACGGGCCUGGAACAUAUCUCUUCAUUUCAGUCCCUUCUCAGAUUCUUUCAACUCUCACGGCUUCUUGAACUUUGAAAGUUUUUUUGCAAAAACUUUAAUAAAACUUUUUUGAAUUAAAAAAAGGAAUCUCCAGAAACUUGGAUACAGGGUUUUUCGCAAAAGUGAGCUUAUGUUCUCGGACACGAGAUUUCUUCUCACGCUUUCAAACUCUCGAUAUGUGAAAUUUCAAUAAUGUUCUUGCCGAUUUCCCAAAAGUUCAGAUUUUUGGCAGACAAUAACAAAAAAAAAUGUUUCUCGAAAAAUCUCAGAACGACAUGAUUCAUUUAGCGCCUAACAUUUUUGAAAUCUGCAUUUUUCUUUUCUUUCCUUUUUUUUGAGUUUCCUAACGUUUUUGAUGAGAUAAGGUUUUAGACUUGAAAGCGUUUAUUUUAUUCAUAAACCUUGCGAGAUCGCAUGCUCGCCUUUUGAUCUGCAACAUUUUCAUUUUCUUUCCAAUUUGAAAUUCCUAGUGGACCCCAAUGACUAGGACGAUUAGCGCAGAUUGUUGUUUCCGGAAGGCAUUCAACCCAUUUUCGGAGCGGUAGCACCUAUAUGAAUAAUUCAUUCCUUUCACCAAGGCGGUAUCGCUUUCAUUUUUGGCUGCAGCAUUUUUAGGAAGUAUGGGCGAACUGUCGCGCCCGGUUAUGCUAAUUCAAUCACGACUCCACUUGGCGUUUUGAUGCAAAGAAACCCGCGGCUUCAGCGCAACAUAAAUGUGCACAUUGACUCCUUUUGCUAAUUUCGGACACAUCAUCCCGAAAAGCGACGAGUCAAUGGCAAGAUUGAGAACUGCGCCAUUUCUAGGUCAGAAGGAAAAAAAUACACAAUGACCAGCUAGACUUAUAAAUGAAGUUUGGCUUGAAUCGAUUAGAAAAAAAACAACUUUUUAUGAGGAACGACGUGUCAAAUUUUUAUAUCUAAAACGAAAGCAAAGGGCAACAAAACCCUUUGCAAAAGACUUCAAGUCAGUUUCAUGAAUCAAACUUGGUACUGAAAAUCCGCUUCUAGUGAUUGUAAUCCCUCUCAAAAGUCCCACUUAAAGCCAUACUCAGAAAAAAUUACAGAAAAAGUAUAUGAACAACCAGAAUUCGCUGGCCGAUCCAUUUAGUGAGAAAAAUUUUCUAUAAAGCAAAUUAUAUGACGAAACUUUAAUUUUUUGAUCAAAGUUUGCAUUUUUCGAUUAGUCACUGUUUUUUUAUGACUAAGAUAUCCAAAAAGACCAAAGAAUAAAAAUCAUUUGCGAUUUCGAAAACCGAAACCGACUAUUUUUUUUUCUUUCCUUUAUCACUCUGUUUGCAUUUUUUAAGUUUGUAGUGGAAACUUUGCUGAAACUUAGCUCAAAGUUUGUUCUACAGGUGGCCGAAAGAAUCGACGACAUAAGAAGGAUGUCUGUGGCUCGUCGGGAUGCUUUGGCCAAGAUUUCUGAGCAGAAAAAGCCUCCUGUGCAAGUGGUGACUCCGGAAAAAAAGAAAAAGAACCGCAAAGAGGUCAGUCAUCAGCUUUUCUGGGCAUUCUCAUUCUUCCUGUGUAAAACAGAUGAGCUAAACUUUUUUAUGGAGAUCAAUAAGCAUGUUUACUCUGCGAUUCUGGUAGCUCUUACUUCUGUAGUAACUGAGUUGGAAUCCUGCAGAAACAAUAGAGAGCACCAAAGGAAAAAUAGAUCAGAUCUGCGGAGCUUGAGAGCGAGAUCAUGCGCGAUUCUCACGCUUGAAUGAUCUUUUUGUUUGUUCGAGCCAAUCGGAGAUUAAUUCAUAUCACAGCAAGGCCCUGUAUUUACUACCUUCUUUACGAGCUCUUAAAUUUGAAAUGCGAGAAUUUGGUUUCGAAGAAAAAUGAGCGGUCUUAACUGCCAGCCGUACAGGUGAAAAAGCGAAACAACUGCAAAACAUCUGGGUUUCGAGGUGGCGCCUUUUUUUUGAGAUGGGCACGGAUCACGUUGCAAAACCAGCGCGUACAGCUGCAACGGACAGAUGCAUGUGAAUUAUGAGGAUGUCCUCCGUUUUUGUUACAUCAUCCGCUUUUCCUUUGAACAUGUUAAUUAUUGAAUUAGCAAAAUUCAGGAAGUGCUGAGAAGUAGUUUUCUGCCAAGAGAAAAACGCAAAGAAUAGAAAAUUAAGUCAAAAAUUUCUUUGAAUAAAAGGAUAAAAUAGUCUGAAUAUUCAAAAUAUCCUUUUUUCAUCGUUUGAAAAAUUAAAAAAAUAAAUUCUCUUACUAUACUCUAAAGUUAGCAAUAAGUUUUUUCUCCUACAUGGAGGCCCAGCAAGCUUUUGUAAACAAACUUUGCCAAAUGCUUGAAAGAAUUGAAAGUUUUCAGUGGGUUUUACUGUUAUCAGAGGUUAUCAUAACAAAAAGUCGACACGUUUUUGAAUCGAGUUUUUACCUACGAUUAAGAACUUUAAAAAAAAGUCAAAGCGCUUUUAAAUUCAGUCAAUCGACAAAAGAGUGCUUUUGAGGAAAACUCCCUUUGCAAAAGUACUUUUAACGUUGACUGGAUAAUAAUAGAUUUGAAAGUUCUACGGGAGAAUCCUCGUUUUCGAAAAAAGCGACUACAAGGCGUCACUUUCGCUGGCGUCAGAUGGGUCACCUACAGGCGUUCGUGCCAGUAGAACGCUAGGCAAUUGUUGCGUGAUGCGGCCCAUUUGCUGCGUUAAGGGUGGCCUAUGCAUACGUUAAGACGUCAUCUUUAUCUGUGUACGUUGUCACUUCUGAAGAGGUCGUUUGCCGUCUGUGACAGCUGUGAAAUUGCACACGAUUUAUGCAAAAGAUUUAUUUCGGAAUGGCAUAAAUAUAUGUUGGAUCUCGUCUCUUUUUUGCCAGUUCAAAGAAUGUGAAUUCUCUGAAAAAGAGUAAUUCGUUUUUCCGAUUUGGCUUAGCCGCCAUUAAACCCUGAAUUCAAAUUCGGGAAAUGAAGGCAUCUCAAUGCCAAGCUAGAGAGAAUGUAAUAAAAUUUUCAGUGGUAAAUUUUUUGGUUUGAUGCUAGGAAUAGGAAUAGACAAUGUAAAAAAAAAUCAAAAACAUGAAGCCUCAACAAUUUUAGCAAAUUCAAAACAAAGAUUCCUUAUGAUAAUUAUUUAAUAGAAUUAAAAAAAUACUUUUUUUGCAAUUAUUUUUUUCAGAAUUUUGUAUUGAAAGGAGCAUAGAAAAACUUUGUAGCAUGCCUAGAGCAAAUCCAAAACUUCUCAUAGUAAUGGUAAUUUCGCGGCCCUUCAAAAAACUUGGUGCGGACAAACUAUGAAAACAAAAAGUUUUUUUGAAAAAAUCGUUAGACUUGGUGAAAAAACACAAGAGUUGAUAUUUUUUUUUCGUUCCAGACUAAUUUUCAACCGAUUGUUUCAUGAGAACGAAAAUUAGUCUCGAAGACGUCACCCAAAAAAGGAGACGAACCGGGGUCAACACAGCGUAAUCCUCGUUUACGAGAUGCCAACAAAGCCACGUGGCUGCCAAUGACCGUCCGUUUCUGAUCCAACUCGGACUUGACUGUGGUCAGCGAGAUCAAGAACUCCUCGAAUGCAGCGAUCUUCGGCGCGAAUCGACGUGUCUGUGUCCUCCAGGCGAGAGAGAAGAGGGAGGACGCCCCUCGCCGCCGCUGCAGUCAAGCAAAGCUCCCUCCGUUGUCUUCUGCCCUACCAAAAUCUGUCAGCCGUUUUUUUUCCUUCUUUCAACUCGCAAUCAUUCUGGCUGUAACUGCUCAACCCACGGACAUGAAGCGCUCGCUUCCGCGCUUCUUGUCCUUUCGACGUUCCAAAAGACGUCUGGUUAACUCGAUCUCAGCUCCGCUCAUUGGAAUCGAUCCCCACUCGGUACGCUUUUCAAAAUUAUUUUCCAACUUUUUUCUCUACACUGUUUUGAAUACUUGCAUCUUCAAUAGAACUUGUACUUAUUCUGAUAGAGCAUCAAGAUUUUUUUCAAUAACAUUCCAAUCUUUAGCGCCUUGUAAGUUUCCACCAAAAAUUAAUUUAAAAAAUUAAAAAAGGAAUUGGAAAAGAAACAAGAAAGUUCUCUCUGCACUUCCUUGUUACACCAUGUAUACCUUUUUCACUUCAAAAAACUAGCUGAAGUUGGAAACACUUUUUUUGAAGCGAUAUUAUAUUAUGAUUUCUCCGAGCUCGUUUCCGUUUUCCUGUUUUUCAUUUCUAUCAACAGAAAAAGAAAGGAAAAUAGAGCUAAUUUUAUUUUGAGUUGUGAGCAAUUGCUCGUCAUUCACUUUACAUCUAAUAGGACAGUUUUUUAGGUUUUUUUAAGACGCAAAUCUGUGAAUUUUUCUGUAAAUUUAGUUACCAAGUUUUAAUCAACUGUGUACGUUGUAAAACUUGAAAUUUACUUAGUUCCAUUGGUACUUUAUGUUGUUUUUCCUCAUAUCAUCUACACUAAAAAUCUGGGUUCUUUUCUAUAUAGCUAUCCCUCUUUUCAAACAAAAAGAAUCCAAUUUUUGUUUCAAAUCGCCCGCUUCCAAACAAUCUAAUCAUGAAGAACACAUCAGAAAAUGUGUUGUUUUGGCGUCUUUGAGUGUUCGAAGGCCCUAAAACGACCUUCUUAUCGAUUUUGACCUAUCAGAGGUCAACACUAGCCAAUUAUUUUGCUCACCAACAAACAGGUCAAAAAAAAGAGAAAACUGUCUUCAAGAAAGUUGAAGCGAAAUUUUAAAUUUAAUUGAAAUGAUUAACUGAUAAUUUCUUUCUCUAUGACUAGAAUUAAUGUUCGCUCAUCAAAGGCUCACAGAAAAAAAAGCCGUACACAAUGAAUAACUUGUUAUUAAGCGUAAUGAGCUCAGUGGGAUAUGAGGUUUUCAUUAGUUUUUUUGUAAAUGCUACAAAAAAACUAGCAAAAAUCAUAAAGAUUGACGGAAGCUCUGUUGAACUGGUGUGACGUAACGCGCGACCUCAUCUUUUUCAACAAAAGUUUUUUUCCGUCGAAAAUGUGAAGGAGAGCGGGAAAAAGUGACCUGGUGGCACUUGAGUCUCUACGGUUGCAUGAGAAAAGCCGCCUGCCUUUGCGACUUCCACAUGUUUAUGAGCGUUUCUCAGGACUGGAAACUGCUAAUAAAAAAAUAACAUGCAGACAACGUUGACGAAAUCCCAAGUUGAUUUAAUUUUGAAGAAAAUUUCUACACCUAAUCUCGUUAGAAAUUUCUCAAACUUUCUCAUGGCCUAUCUGAUUAUGCGAUGGUUUCUCAUGACGAUAAUGCAUCGAAUGUGGCGCAAAAAAGUUUUUUAUUCCCGGUUUGUUCGGCGGAAGCCUACAGAGAAGACGCAAAAGGUAUCGGGCCGCGAAAUGAGGCGGAUCAGUCGCGCAAACAAGCUUUUUCGUUUUUUUUUUUUGGAACGCUUUGGGAACAAAACAUCUUGCGCAAUCCUGAAGAGACAAAAGAAGUACAGGCGUAUAGUUUAGGCAAAGCGUGCGACGAAUUUUGCUGAACUGAGAUUUCCAGAAAGUUUUGCCUAGUUCUUGCUUGAUUUUUUAACCGCGUGAAAGUUGCUGAUUAUUCGACAGUUCACAGGAUAUCUGUAUUAAAAGGGAAAAAAUCUCUAUUUCACGAGCCUAUAUUUUCAAAAAACCCCAUUUCGAAGGGAUCAAGAUGACUCUAACCUUUCCUAAAACAAUUAAAAAUAGUUUAAGGCCUCCAUAAGUUCAUGUUUGUCCUAUAGCAGCCGGAGAAGAGCAGAAAAAUUCGAGAAAUUUAGAAAAAAAUCAUUAAUAAUUUUUUUAUCCUGCCAUAAGUUUAUAAUAACACCCUAGCAUUGUUUACGAUUCAAAUCAGGCAAGAAAGGCAUUUACUGCAGACCGGUGUAUUUACACGGCAAACAAAGUAUUCUGAAUUCGAAUAUUAACAGCCUGGUUCUAUGAUAAAUCUCUGUCCAGUCAUUCCUCAUGAAGGACGUUCCUCAAUAAAACGUCAAAAAAGUGCGGUGGUGGCUGCCCUUGUACAAGAUCACGUAAUUGAGGGGCAACGGACACUAAUUAUAAAGCUGUCUUGUGAACAAGACUUGGCACAUCUGUUUGUAAGGCUCUUUCCAAUUUUUCUGAACGUCAGCCUAGACUUCAAGGUCUCAAGAGAACGGAGGUGUUUUUUUUUCCGGCAGAAUGUGUGAUAAAUGGCUCGUCACAAAUUUUUUUGCUAAGUAUUUGGAAAUGGGUUCUUAGCGAGAAUAAGUGCCCAUUCCAAAGACCCUGAUAAAUAAUCAUUGUCCAAAAAAAUCCGUAAAAGAACGCCGAUAGCCGGUUUUUCAUCGUAGAAUGCCUUGAUAUUUCUUCUUAUUUGCUUUUCAGCUUUGAAGCAUUUGUUAAAUUUAAGAAGAAAGUUCGACGAACCGUUUAUUGUUUUUGGAGUUUACUCAAUAAGUGACAUUGCGGUCGCACAAUGAAGCUUUCAACUUUUUUUUUCUGGUUCACUCUUAUUUACUUAUUAGCUUUCGCGCUUAGAGCGGCAGCCUUUUCUUUUUCGUCAAUUCCACUUGCAACUGGUUAUAAUGUCGAUUAUUGAAGUGAAGUACGGCUUAUUCAGAUCUCUCUAUUACAAUUUUGUUUUGUUCCGCAACAUUUGGAAAAACAGACGUCGAACGUUGGCUUUGGAGGUAUGAGUAGCGAAUAAAUAAACAUUCUGCGAACGACGCUACCAGUUCCAUCCAACUUUUAAGAUGUUGAUAUCAUAUCCACUGUUUACAUUUUGAAUAUUAUUUACACAAAGAGCAAGUUUUGCGCUGUUUGUCCAUUCAAUAAUUAAUCCGAUAUUUGAGAGAAUGCUCGGUGCGAUGAAAAAUGACACGCGCCAGUGAGGCAAGUCGUGAGAAAUUUUUGUCAUUAUCGUUGUUGUUUUGAGAAUCCAGGUGUAUUCGAAAGCUAAUAAUGAUUCGGAAUGAAAAAAUCUUUUUUUGUUGGGCACUCUUUGAAAUACGAAAAGUUGAGAUUUAUGGAUACCCACAAAUUUUAUUGCUUUGUUGCUUCUCCUCGAGAUCGAGAGUCGCUUCUGUCGGGGGCUGAAAGCCGCACAAUCAGCAAAUGUGUCCCUGAGGAACUGCCAGAAUGAGAUGCCCACCAUCCCAUAAUUAUUAUUACCCUCACUUUAGGCGAUAAUGAGAAUUGCUUUAUUUGCAGCGCGACAUCGAUGUGAAAGAUGUGCAGAGCUGCUCCGGCGAGUCGCCGACGGACAGCAACCCGCGCGAUACGCACACCGUCUCCAUGGAGUCCCGUGUCAUUGCCGAACUUGUUGGUUUUACACCCCUUUUUCAGAAGUUUUGACUUUUUUGAUGGCUACCUAGCUUUGAUAUUAGAUUUUUAUUUAUAACUAAAAUAUGAGAACAGAAUUUGAUCUCCACUCAAUCAGUCUUCGAUAUCAGGAGAAAUUUUUAAAGUCAAAAGUUGAUUUUAAAUGUUCCAGUUGACCACGGAGCGGAGCUAUGUGACUGAGCUUGAGUCUUUGGUGGAAUACUACGUUGAGCCGUUCGAGUCUUCCGAGUAUCAAUCUUCAAUCGCAAUUCAAAUUCGGGGCCGUAGUGACCUGGUUUUUGGUGAGCACAGUUUUGAAAAUUUUCAAACGAUUUCGUAAAAAGUUUCAAAAAAGGUUUUUCCAGGAAAUCUCCGCGAUCUUCUGGCUUUCCACUCUUGCUAUGUCUGUCCGGACUUGCAGAACAACGAGUGCUCUCUGAGUGGCAUCUGCAGGACCUUCUUGCAGCAUCAUAACAAGUAUAACUUUUAUUCCUUCUAUAAAAAUGUAAUUUGACACAGGUUUCUUGGGCUGUACCGUGUCUACUGCCAAAAUAAGUCGACCAGCGAGGCGAUCAGGAAAGAUUUCGGAGACAACUCCAGUUUCUUCGUCGAUUGCCAGAAAAAGGCUAACCAUCCUCUUCCUUUGAGUGCCUACUUGCUGAAGCCUGUGCAGCGCAUCACGAAAUACCAACUUCUGCUCAAGGAAUUGGAGAAAUAUUGCCAGCCGGAGGUUAGUCUGACUUCAAAAAAUUUGAAUCGUUGCUGAAAAAUUCCAUGUAACGAGCCAGAACUACAGUCCAUAAGAUGCUGGCUAUAAUUCAUCUUUUGCUUCCAAGUUGGACGCCCUUUAGAACUUCAAGACAUUCCAAGUUUUCCAAUCAUAGCUCCUCACAUUGACAUAUAUUUUUCUGUACAAUUCAAACACUUUUCAUGAUGAUCCUUCUAGGUCCGCCACGAAGUUACGGCUGCUCUCUCAUCCAUGUUGGACCUUUUGGCUCAAAUCAAUGCUGCUGUUCAACAGCUUCACAUUUCGGGAUUUAAUGUAAUUUUGAAAAAGGAAAUGAUAAUUUCACGUCGACUUUCCUUUGAAGGGAGAUCUCCGCCUGUUGGGACCUCUUCGCCUCCAAUCCGAGUGCGACGUCUACUCCUACAACAAAAAGAAGAAGGGAAAACUGUCGAGAGCGCAGCGACGACAUCUCUUUUUGUUCGAUGGAGGAGCUCUGUUCUGCAAAAAACGCACGCCUCCGUCCAACCAGCCUUCGUCGAUGGACCCUGAGUACUACGAGCACAAAAUUUGCAUUCCGGUAAGAGCAAAAGAAAUAUGAUUUAAAUAAGCAGUACAUAAUUUACGUUGAGACACUCGAAGGAUUCCGUGAAUUAUUUCUCAAUUCUGGUUCCAAAGCUGAACACAAAAAAAUGACUUUAGAAUAAAAGAAAAGAGAAGAUUGAAUCAAACUAUAGAGAUAAAUAAGAUACACCUGGAGCGUACAUAAAAAUUCUGAAAAUCUAAUUUACUCCACAUUUCAGACCUCCUCCCUGGGAUUCGCGGACUCCUCUCGCUCGGGAAUCAAUCGGUUCGAGCUCUGGGAUGAAGCCAAGACCGAUGCCUACGUCAUCGAGCCGUUGGAGGCGUCGCUGCGUGAACGUUGGAUCGAGCGGCUAGGAAAGAAUUGUCUCCAGGAUGGCUACGUCCUCGAGAACCGUCAGCGGCCGAAGAGCUGGGCGAGCACCAUGUCCAAUGAGAGCUCCUGCUCCACCAGCACUCGCGAGUCCGACAGCGGCGACAGGUUUCUUGCGCUCGAAUUUAAACACAAUCCUGACCGCAUUUAUUUCCAGCCAGAUGGAUACUAACGGAAACACUCAGUCCGUUGGUCCUGGACCAUACUCUCCUAUCGAAAGCCCACUUCUCGAUGUGACCUCUUUGGUACGUUUUAUUCCAUUCAAUGCAUAAGAUAUCAUUCAGGAUAUUUUGCUCAUCGCUCUAAAAACUUGAUUAAAAACUUCUUCUUGCUGAUUAAAUACAGAUUACGAAUCAUAAAUCAAGUAUAAAUGCAUCUAAGAGUUCUUCCGUUUAAAACAAUUCUUAAUGAAUGGAUUUUUUGAAAAGAUCAGAACGAGUUUCCUCUGUUUAGCCUGAACAUUGUUCAAAAAUUGUGCUCAGAACGUGUUCAAAAACUCUUUUUGAAAACGUUAUUUUCCAUCAAACGGAUCGCAAGGCUUAGCAAAAAAGGUUGUUUGAAAAAUAAAUACGAACUAGAUGUAGUUUUUCGGAAGGAGAAAUGGAAACAAAAUGAGAAUUUUUACUCAAGUUCAUUAUAAUGAUUGUUUUAUUAUCAGAGUUCUAAACAAUUUAAAAAACUGAAAGGUUUAGAAAGUGAACGAAAGUCAUUGGAGGGGUAUAGUGCAUCAAAUAGAGUUGUUCAUUUUUAAUUAAAGAAAUAACCUCAUGUGUUUGAAUAAUUUUUUGAUUACAGAUGGAAACUGUUCCGGUGCUUCCUACUGAAGAUCCUCAGGGCGAAGAACUGGUCGACAGCUGCUGA